This is a messenger RNA of Pocillopora meandrina, 975 nucleotides long. Lineage: Eukaryota; Metazoa; Cnidaria; Anthozoa; Scleractinia; Pocilloporidae. The record is from the annotation of a GenBank genome assembly.
AUGAACACUGUGUAUUUCAUGCUGAUUCUGUUCCACCUUCAUAUUUCGUGUGCAAAAAUUCUACAAUGUAAAGACUGUGACGAUGACAACGGUGGUAUCUCCUCCGAAUUCAAACCCAAAGGAUACCAAUGGAACAUGACGGAUUUGAAAUACACACCAGAUUUAAUCUAUAAAAUUAAUUCUCGAUACAGACGUUCUCUAUCGGACCGCUUAACUCGAGACAGCAAACUGGCUUCAUUCAUUGACCACUUCUUGCAAUUUUUGAAAGCUUUACCUGAAGUGUUGAAAAGGCUUGAGACAGAUUUGGAUCACAUUUUGAAAAAGAAUCGAAUGAAUGGAGUUAUCACUGGGAGAAUUAAGAGCUUGGAAUCCCUGUGGAACAAGAUGAAACAGGAGAAGACAAGUGACUAUAGGGAUAUCACAGACAUUGUUGGCUGUCGCGUAACUGUCCCAACACUAAGUGAUAUUUCUAAGUUCAAAAAUCUUUAUCUGCGGGCUUUUAACAAAUCCGUUACCGAGAUUAGAUGUUAUGGCGUUUGUGGACCAACACUAGAAAGCUCCGACCCUAGAGUGAAGAUUUACUGGCCAUGGAGAGGAUCAGGAUAUCGACGCCUCCAUUUUAAGGUGGCAAUUCCUAAGCUUAAAACAGCGGCAGAAAUUCAAGUGGGAACGCCUUACAUGACUCUGUGGGCAGACUGGGAGCAUGCAGUAGUUUACAAGGGUCCUAAAGACCUUCAUGAAAACAAUGAUGUCAAGGAAUACUCUCAACUUUUGGCUGAAUAUUAUUCGAUGCUUGAUAACAUAAGGGAUAGAAAUAUGCCUAAAUGCCCCGAGAUUCUAAGGAAGACGAAAGCCAAAGAGAUUUUUAGCGACCAAGAGCUGAAAAAGUUUGGUGUUCCCUUCAAUGCGUGUCACCUUUGGAGCGACCUGAGUCUAAAUAUAGUGUCCCUACACGCUACCGCAAGUGAUGUUUAA